This is a messenger RNA of Vigna umbellata (rice bean), 685 nucleotides long. NCBI's taxonomy places the organism in Eukaryota, Viridiplantae, Streptophyta, Magnoliopsida, Fabales, Fabaceae. The record is from RefSeq and is a predicted model, not a curated record.
AGGAACUUAGCUGUUCCUCUCUGUCAAACAUAUGAUGUCUGAAAUGGAUAAAAUUUCGUACACAGCACCACUCUGCAACUUACCAUAAAUUGUUGCCAAACCUUACUACUUCAAAUUCCAACCUCUUUCAUUCAACUCAUUCGCAUUCUCAAACUUCGUUACUUUCUGCUUCGUAUACUUUCUGCUGUUUCUGCUAUCUGAUCAAGUUAUCACUCCUCUUUAACCUCUGUGUGUCAACAUGACUGUGACGGCGGCGCCAACGGUGAAGGACGGGUGUCUUACGGUGAGGGGAAAGACCGUUUUGUCCCAUGUCCCCGGAAACGUUGUUGUUUCUCCGGUUGGAACAGAGUCCGCGUUCUUGGGUGCAACUUUAACCGUUUCAAGUUCUCGUCAUGUUUUUGAUCUUGGAAUUCUUCAGGGACAUAAGUUGCUAUCUUUGUUCAGAGUAAAAAUCUGGUGGAUGAUACCGCGUCUAGGGAGAUCUGCCAGUGAUGUUCCAAUGGAAACUCAAUUGCUGCUCCUGCUAGCAAAUGAAGAAUCUGCACUUGAGGAUGAGCCUUCUUCUGACUGUGAAGAGCCAGCUACGGAUAAAAAUUGCUACAUUCUCUUCUUGCCUGUUUUGGAUGGACAGUUUCGCGCAACUUUACAAGGAACUCAAUCGAAUCAGCUCCAGAGUCAGUUGUGA